Messenger RNA from Misgurnus anguillicaudatus (oriental weatherfish), 1015 nucleotides. It is a transcript of the gene desmb, whose product is annotated as desmin b. NCBI's taxonomy places the organism in Eukaryota, Metazoa, Chordata, Actinopteri, Cypriniformes, Cobitidae. Gene Ontology annotation, biological process: skeletal muscle organ development; intermediate filament organization. Gene Ontology annotation, molecular function: structural constituent of cytoskeleton. The record is from RefSeq and is a predicted model, not a curated record. Gene Ontology annotation, cellular component: Z disc; cell-cell junction; intermediate filament.
AUGAGCCACUCUUACGCCCCCUCCUCCUCAUCCUCUUCAUACCGACGAGCAUUCGGGGGCCCAGUUUACCAAACACCACCCAUGUCCCGUGCCGCUUCUGGGGGGUCCGGCAGUCGGGUCAGUUUCAGAGUCUUUGAGGUCAGCAAAUCCUCCACUUCAUCUCCGGGAGUUUCAGGUUACCAAGCUUCUACCUACAGUAUGCCCAACCUGUCUGUGGGCUAUACCCAGUCUUACGGCGGGAUAGGCGAGACACUGGACUUCAGUCUGGCAGACGCGCUCAACCAAGAGUUUCUUCAAACACGCACCAACGAGAAAGUUGAGCUGCAGCACCUAAAUGACCGCUUUGCCAACUACAUCGAGAAGGUUUGCAUGCUGGAACAGCAGAAUCAGGGUUUGGUGGUCGAGGUGGAGAAGCUGAGGGGCCGGGAGCCCACUCAUAUCUCAGACCUGUAUGAGGAUGAGGUGAAGGAGCUGAGGAGAGAGAUCAAAGUGGUGACCAAUCAGAGAUCACGUGGUGAGGUUGAACGGGAAAACCUGGCUGAUGAUUUGCAGAAACUGAAAAUGAGGUAAAAUGGGGACAAAAAGAAAAGACACGAGUGGUAAUAUGAUACAAAUCUAAAUAUAUACUGCCGCAUAAGCGAUUGUUUGAAAGAAAUUAAAACAUUUGCAUGCUUGUAUUUUUUUGUUUUUGAAGCUGACAACCCACUCUUGAUUUUCAUAUGUGGUAUGAACACACGCUUUACAUAACCAUUCUGAGUCAUUCAGUGGCAGCAAUAAAAUGAAAGUAAUCUCUCUGUUGCUGACAUCUCACAAAGACUCUGAUGCGCAGGACAGCAAAGAUAACACAAUCUGAUAGCAACACAAAUAUUCAGUUUAAUCGUAACACAACACAGGAAUCCUGCUUAAACAAAAGCAUGGGAUUUUGUUAGAUUUAUGCUUAAAACAUGGCAAAUAAAGUCUUAUAAAUAUCAUUGUGCUUCUGAAGUAAACAUAUGAAGAGCUCAGAUGCAAAACC